AUCCAUGAUCCCUGCCAGAUAGCAGAAGACUUACAUCAAGCGAUAAUAGCAUUGGCUCUUGUAUUUUCCAAAUAGGAUUUGUCUAACAGAUGUGUAGAAGUCAUGGCUUACGGCCAUUUUCACCCUUGUCGUUCUCCGAGGGAGGCAUUCCACAGACACCCAGUUCUCUACGGCGCUCGAAUGCACAGCACCAGUUGGACCACAAGGCCAACUUAGACAACACCUAAAGCAACAGUUCGACCAUUUGCUGACAUGCUAUUACGCUUAUUCACCGCCGAUGGAAUCAUGGCCUGAUCGAUUGGCCAAUACAAAGUCACCGAACGCGAACACCGGCCGCGGAUCCGCCAGAGAUACAUAUUCAGCCCUGAGAACUCCGGUCGAGCGAUCGUGACUGAAUCUAGAGAAUCUAGAGUGCAGUACUGGCAUUGCAGCUGGUGUUCUUUAGAGAAUCAACUGAAUCAAACUCAGUGGCAGACACGCUCAAUGUCUUCACUCUUGGUGGAUCUUCCCGCCGUCAUCGGCGUGGAAAAUCCCAAGGAUGUGUUAGUUCCACUCAUUGUGGGAGCGGUCGUGAUCGGGUUGACCAUUUUAGUCCGCGAGAGAAUGAGGGUCAGGGGAUUGCCUGGUCCCCCCCACCAUCUCCUCUUGGGCACUCUUCCUGCAUUUAUGCAUGUGCAGAGCCAGAGCCCCAAGGAUCUUCACCCCCAGGCCCAGAUGACGAUGCUACAACGGCUGUACAAACUAGGUGACAUGUUCACCGUCGACACCUGGCCCCUGAUGGACCAGAUGUACCUGGUGGCCAACCCCAAACUCGCCCACCAGGUCUCGCAGGACAGCAGCCCGUUUCCCAAACACCCGAUGAUCACGCGGUUCCUCAAACCGCUGACUGGCUACAACAGCGUGCUGGCCGCCAACGACGCCAAAUGGAAGGAGUUGCGCAGUCUGUUCGCCCCGGGCUUCUCCAACGCCCAUCUGAUGACCAUGGUGCCGCUGAUGGUCGAAAAGACCGAGGUCUUCUGCGACCUGCUGCGCGAAUACGCCGCCAAGCACGAGCUGUUCUCCAUGGAACCGAUGGCCGCCCGACUGACCAUCGAUAUCAUCGGCAUCGUCGUUCUGGGAGUCGACUUCAAAUCACUGACCCGCCGCGACGAGCUGGUCGAAGCCUUCCGUCACCUCCUGGACCUCCUGCCCAACGGCCAGACCCUCGACAUCAACCCGGUGACCCACUACCUGCGUCGCAAGUACGCCAACACGAUGGACAACUACAUUCGACGUGUGCUGCGCGACCGCGCCGCCAACGGGGCCAAUCAGAAGUUCCGCACGCUGAUGGACAUCGCGAUCGAGCGGUACGAGCAGCUGCCGAACGGGUCGUUAUUCGACUGUGGAUUCGAGCAGCUUGCCGUCGAUAAUCUCAAAACUUUUGUCUUCGCUGGCCACGACACCAGCAGCACCACCCUCAGCAACAUCUACCACCUUCUGAGCAAGCACCCCGAGGUCUUGGCCAAGGUCAUCGAAGAGCACGACCAAGUCCUGGGCAAAGACACCGCAGCGAUCGGCCAGCUCAUCCGCGACCAGCCCUCCAUCAUCAACAAACUACCAUACACGACGGCCGUGAUCCGCGAGACCCUCCGCCUGUACCCCGCCUCCGGUAGUCUCCGCAUGGCGCCGAAAGACACAACCUUCCACCCCGACAAAGCCCCCGCCGUGACCGUGCCCAAGGGCAGCCUGAUCUGGGUGGGGAUCCACACGAUCCACCACGACGCGGAGUUCUUCCCGUGCCCGGACGAGUUCCACCCGGAGCGGUUCAUGACGGCCAAGACGGUCACGCUGGCGGACGGGCGCACCGAGGCCGUGACGGCGGGGUGGAACGGCCACGCGCCGCCCGCGGACGCCUACCGGCCGUUCGAGAAGGGGCCGCGCAUGUGCAUCGGCAGCGAGAUGGCCAUGAUCGAGAUCCGGGUCGUGCUGGCCAUGACGCUGCGGCGGUUCCGGUUCGCGUCCGCCUACGCCGAGUACCGGCGCCGGCACCCGGACGAGGUCGAGGCCGCCGGCGGACGCACCGAGGCGUUCGGCGACGAGGCGUACCAGGUCUUCUCGUCGACGGCGAAGCCCAAGUCCGGGGUGCCGAUGUAUGUGUAUACGAAGGAGUAG
This is a messenger RNA of Aspergillus japonicus CBS 114.51, 2151 nucleotides long. Its product is annotated as cytochrome P450. The record is from RefSeq and is a predicted model, not a curated record. The coding region runs from base 484 to 2151 and encodes 555 amino acids. The transcript has 5 exons. Gene Ontology annotation, molecular function: iron ion binding; monooxygenase activity; oxidoreductase activity, acting on paired donors, with incorporation or reduction of molecular oxygen. Lineage: Eukaryota; Fungi; Ascomycota; Eurotiomycetes; Eurotiales; Aspergillaceae.